CUAAUUAAAGAUAUUAAUGUCUGCAAAAGUUGCCGUUUUGAUAAAUGCAUAUUAAAAGGAAUGUAUAUUCAAACAACAAAAGGAAGGCAACCCGAAAAGGUUUUGGAAAUACAAACAAUGAUUCAAAAUAAACGUAGAGAACUUGCUAGUAAAGGAAAAUAUGUUCAAGGAAAAUCUAAUAAUUGUGCUGGUGAAGAAACAAAUUUUGUUGAUUUGGUAGAUUAUUAUUUUGUAGGGGGUAUAAAUUUUGUUUUGCCUAGCACUAGCUUCCUCUUUUCUCCUAGCCCUAGCCUCCAUUUAGAUUGA
Messenger RNA from Meloidogyne enterolobii, 306 nucleotides. Lineage: Eukaryota; Metazoa; Nematoda; Chromadorea; Rhabditida; Meloidogynidae. The record is from the annotation of a GenBank genome assembly.